This is a messenger RNA of Orbicella faveolata, 1008 nucleotides long. RefSeq lists its product as uncharacterized. Lineage: Eukaryota; Metazoa; Cnidaria; Anthozoa; Scleractinia; Merulinidae. The record is from RefSeq and is a predicted model, not a curated record.
UGUUCGGAAAAACAUACCAUGGACGACGAAAGUCUUGUUUGGAUCUCCCAGGGGUAAAAAAGCAGUUUACUUUAAGCACACAAUUAAUGAUAGAUUCUACCAUGUUUUAAAAGCAAGUAAUUUCAAGAUCUUCGAGAAGUAUUUCCGCCCAACCCUCAAACCAUCCCCUGCCACCUCCCCUCCCACGACUAAAAUAAUUGCGUGUUUCACCGGCAUAGCGAGACACAAUUUGAUAUCGUUUCUGGUCACUUAAAGCCGACCUUACGCUGUUACAGGGAAAUAGUUUUACGAAGACUAGACGCGCCCAAAAACAUCCUCGACCAAACGUGCGCUACCGGUCGACACUGACUUCGCAAUUGCAAUAAGAUGUUGCAGCAACCAAGAUCAAGAGUAGAGAAUGAUUAUUUCAUAGGACAAAGUUCUGGAAUUUACGAUGAGCUUCGUUUCUACGAAAACCCGUCAGUCGAAUUGGAUUUCAGCAGUCUUGAUGUGGCUGCGUUUACGAAAAACAGCAGUGUGUACAGAAAUCAAUCCCCUAAAACGCAAGCAAAGGAAGCAAGGAAAAGUCGUCCUGAACCCAUGUCGUACAUGGAGGAGACAGACCCAUGCGGGAAGUUGUACCACUCGACAUCGCGACGAAUGAAACGUCUCGUGGCACUGAAUUCAAUUCUGUCUGUUCUGACCCUAAUUUGUCUUGGGUUCACAAGUUUUCUUUGUUACAAACUGCUUAUUGAGAACGACGGAGGGACCUGCGAAGGAUGCCACAAUGAUACACCAGUGUCAGGAUUUCCAACAGUGAUGCCCAGAGUCGCGUGGAAAAAUCUCUCAGAAAAUGUACAAACCCUCAAGGACAACGUUUCAUCCCUGGAGGAGAUCAGUGUUAUUUUAAGCACGGUAUGUAAAUAGCGCGAGUAAUCGUGCAAAGGCUUAGCGGAAACUUCAAUUGUGUUUUGUUUAGUUUUUUCGUUACGUACUACCGGUUCUAGAUAAGGGAAAAAGUGUUCCAGU